Callorhinus ursinus (northern fur seal) is the source of this 3228-nucleotide messenger RNA. Its product is annotated as zinc finger protein 446-like. Gene Ontology annotation, biological process: regulation of DNA-templated transcription. The record is from RefSeq and is a predicted model, not a curated record. Lineage: Eukaryota; Metazoa; Chordata; Mammalia; Carnivora; Otariidae.
GAUCGCGGUUACUGGUUCCGGUACCCCACGUAGAAGGUCGGCAGCGUCCCACAAGGUGGACAAAAGCCUCAUCCCUCACUUUGCAGCACUGACAUCUGAGAACCUGUCAGACUCCGAGGGUAUAAAUCACGGGACAGUUUCCUGGUGGGUGCGUGAGUGCCCACCCUGGUCCUCGUUCGCGAUGUCCGCAGGGCGCUCAGCGGAGGUCGAACGAAGGACCCAGCACCGUCCUCGCCGGAAUCCUUCCCGGGGUUGUCGGAGAAAGUCCACACAUUAGGCCGGACUUGCGGGUCCGGACCCUGCUUCCUCCUGGGACCACCUGCAGGCGAGUCUCCGCCGACCCACACUGCGCAGGCCGUCACUUCCGGCCUCGCGGGAGGACCGGGCGACGCUCUGGCCGUUGCCUUGGAAACAGAGGGAGGCGGGCGGAUGUCCUCUAGCGGUGACCAAGAGGCCUGCUCAGCGACGAGAAGGAAGCCUCCAGAGGAGCGCGGGGGAGGGGCCUGGGUGGGGCGCUAGCUCUGAAUGGCCGUCAGGUCGCGCUCCUCCCCCGUCACCUCACCUGCCAAUAGGCGCCGGGCCCACUGUGCGCAUGCGCAGGAUUCUAACAUACCGUCCGUCACGGCCGUCGGUCCCUCUUGUUGGCUGCAAGAAGACACCCGGUACAACAAUGCCAUCCCCACUGGCCCCCCCACGCCUGCCCUCUGUGGACCCCGUGGCUAUCCUGGACCAGCCUGAGGCAGCGCGCCUGCGCUUCCGGGGAUUCUGCUACCAGGAGGUGGCAGGUCCCCGUGAGGCCCUGGCCCGGCUCCGGGAGCUGUGCCGCCAGUGGCUGCGGCCCGAGGCGCACUCCAAGGAGCAGAUGCUGGAGCUGCUGGUGCUGGAGCAGUUCCUGGGCACGCUGCCUCCCGAGAUUCAGGCCUGGGUGCGGGCCCAGCGGCCCGGCAGCCCUGAGGAGGCCGUAGCCCUGGUCGAGGGCCUGCAGCAUGACCCUGGGCAGCUGCUGGGCUGGAUCACAGCCCAUGUCCUGAAGCAAGUGGUGCUCCCGGCAGCACAGAAGACGGAGGAGUCUUUGGGGAGCUCCCACCCUUCAGGGACAGUGGAGCUCCUCAGGGCAACCUCUGCGGAGGCCUCACAGGACACCCCCGUGGAGAAGUCUGCCCAGCUUAGCUGCAGUGUGAAGGAGGAGCCAGAUGCUGAUGGGCAGGAGAUGGCACCUUCCAACCCCCCAGAUCCAGCCCAGUCCCACGAGGGGCGCCCUGGACACCGGGAACCAGCCUCCAUGUCCUUCCACCCACCCAGGAUUCAGCAGGGAUACCAGCCCCCCCGCCGGAGGCACGGGCUGAGUCGGGGCCGGGGGCCAUGUGUACAGGGACAGAGGGUAGAAGAAACCUCCACCCGGGAGAGGAGAGGGAGAGUCACUGCGAGGGUCCGCCCCACUGCCCAGAGGCCCAGCCACCCCGGGGCCCGGGGUCUGUCACCUGGGAGGGCCCGUCUGGGGCCCCUGUGUCUGCCAGGGCAAUGCUGGGAACAGAGCUGGAGCCUGGUGCCCCGAGGAGGAAGCCUUACACCUGUGAGCUGUGUGGCCGAGGAUUUGACUGGAAAUCAGUCUUUGUCAUCCACCACCGGACGCAUGCAGAUGGGCAGGGUACACGGGCCCCGGCACUGGCCGUCGGGGGUGCUCAGAAGCUGCCACAGGGUUCCCAGGAGCCAGGCACACCCCGGUACCCCCGGCGCGUGCUCCCAGGGCCCCGGAACUAUGCGUGUGAGGAGUGUGGGCGCAGCUUUAGCUGGAAGUCGCAGCUGGUCAUCCACCGCAAGAGCCAUGCGGGUCAGCGGCGCCACUUCUGUGGAGACUGCGGCCGUGGCUUCGACUGGAAGUCCCAGCUGGUUAUCCACAGGAAGAGCCACCGGCCUGAAGCCCCGUGAGUGGCUCGAGAAGGCGGCCUCAUCUUGGGGGCCUUGGAGCCUCCAGGGCCUGGACACAGUUCCCGGGGCUCUGGUUCCAGCCGUCCCAGGGCUGCUCAGCCUCUGUGAAUCAGAGUUUCCAGGAGGGUCCCCUGCCCCAUUUCAGUCUCCCCAAAACAGCCACCUGGGUGUAAGUAAAAGAAGCUGCCUGGUGGGGCCUGGCUUGGAACCCGCGGCCUAAGCCUGGUGACUUCCAAGCUCUGAGAUCCCCAGCUGUGACCUGAUGCAGGCUGACAGGCUAAGGACUCUCGCUACCCCUGGGACCUUAGUGGCCCCAGGUGGAUGCUCAGAAACUGCCCCUUUCCACCCUUCCUGAAGCUUCUGGGCCUGAUGUCUUGGUGUGGAAGGUGCUGAAAGCUCAGAAGAGCAUGCUUUGCUUCUGUUUGCAGGCGGAUGGAAAACUUAACGACCCUCCACAUUUGAGAUUUUUAAAAAUUCCACUUUUAUAAUGGGAAGUUUCUGCAUAGGAAUUCUGAUCUCUGCUUUCUGCUGGUCAGAACAUCAGCAGUGCCACUCCUGCCUGGCAGCUGGACCCACAAGAAGGGCCAGCAGUCCUGGCCUCCUGGCCGCCUUUGUUCCUCGGCCACCAUGUCAUUCCUUGGACUCCUUGGCCUUUGAGCUCUUGAGUCUCAGCUUGAGUGGACCCUAAGGGGACUUCCUUCGCAAGUAUGGAUGAAAAAGGGUGGCCACUGAGGAAGGGUACACAAACGGAUGUCACUGGGGCCAUGUGAUUUAAAAGUAGUUUGUGAUCACUUGGACUAAUUUGAAAUAUACAAGAGAGCACAGGUAAGGGGAAUGACCCUGAGUUCCACUGUCUCGUGUCAGUGACUCUUCCAGGAGUCACACGUGGGGGCGUUUUAUAAAUCUUGUGGAGCUACUGUAUAUAUCAUGCUCUUCUCACUCAUUUCCCGGUUAUUAAAAAUGUAUUUUAAUGCCUGGGUAAAAAUUCCGUUUUCCAUCCAGCAGUGUCAUUUCCUACCAAGCCCAGAUAGUUCAUUGUUCACCCCCAUGGUACCCAGUGCAUCACCAGUGAUGCACACUCCCAAGCAUACCCUUGGGAUGCAACUCUGCUUAUUUCCCUUAGAGUAAGUCUCCCAAAGUAGGAUUGUUGCAUCUACAGAGCAUGGGACUUUUGUUUCCCUUUUGCCUUAAAACAACACUGGGUUCCUUGAGCCAAUUCCAAGUCUUCCCCUCCCCCCACAACACCAAGCAGUUCUCCAACAGAAAAUAUUUUUUAGGGACGCCUGGGUGGCUCAGCUG